This is a messenger RNA of Monodelphis domestica (gray short-tailed opossum), 2476 nucleotides long. RefSeq names its product C-type lectin domain family 4 member O (gene CLEC4OP). The record is from RefSeq and is a predicted model, not a curated record. NCBI's taxonomy places the organism in Eukaryota, Metazoa, Chordata, Mammalia, Didelphimorphia, Didelphidae.
AUCAAGAUCCUGCUCUCAGAGUUUGGCACUGAAAUGGAAGAAAACUAUAAGAUGAUAGCUUGAGAAGGUAAUAGAGUCCAACAAAAGCUUUUUUUUUUUUUAAUGGGGAAAUCUGGGCAUAUCUUCAAGCAACAGGGAAGUCAAUGAAUAAAGAGAAAUUGAAGAAUAAGAUGAGAAAGAGUUUGAUUAAAGGGAAAAAGAAAUGGAACAAUAGAGGUAAAGAAGUAGGGUAGGGAUAAUGAAUUGGGGAAGCAGCAUUGGUAGAGGACAGGAAGAUGUGUGAGAUUAAAAAUUAGAUUUUGAUGGAAUAAUCACAGAGACUUUUCUUCAGUCAUUCUUCUCUCCUUCUCCAACUCUAUCAAAGACACAUCAAGCCUAAGGAGCUAUGGGCACUCUUGACUGACUUUUGGAACCUCCAUAAACUUUGAUGAUAGCAGCAGGAAAUAAAACUGGAUAUUUUGGAUUGCUAGAAAAGAAUUGGGUGGAUGGAUCCCAGAACUCUGCUUAGUCCUUUUAAAAUCCCAAGGUCUGAGGCAGGAAAAGAGAAGAGUAAUCAGAGAUUCUCUGUGUAGGACAGGAACUUAGAGUUAGUCUAGUCCAACUUGUACCCGAGCAGGAGUCCAUUAUACAAUAUUCCCAUCAAAAAAUCUUCCAGCUUAUACUAGCAGUCCUCUGUUGACAUCAAGCUUACUAUCUCCCAACGUAGAAGGUCAUUGAACCUUCUAGUAAUAGUAGAAUAGUAAAUUUUCCCUCACAUUGAAUUGAUGUUAUUUCCUUUUAGUUCUACCUAUAGCUCCUAGUUCUGUCCUCUCAAAACAAACAAGCUUUAUUUGUCUUUCACCGGGAAGUUCUUCAAGUUCAGCUAUCAUGCCCACAGGCUUACAUGAACCUUCAGGGGUCUAGUUUUCCCUAUCUCCAGCUUCCAGGGCUCUUUUCUAUUAAGGGGGAAAAGAAGAUUCUCUCCAGAUGUUAGUACUGAGGAACAGAAAAUGUGAUAAGAAGGACAAUUUAGGGGGAGUUGAUUGAGAGGGUGGGGGUGGAACAAAUACCAUUUCCUUUCAAAUGAAGGGUGGAGUCUCUUAAACUAAUCUUCCAAGCAAGGGUUUCCCAAAGCAGAGGAAGCUUUGCAUCUAUGGAAUCUUCACAAUACACUAGGUGGGAGACCCCUGAGGAAUUUGAGAUGGCUGACAGCAAGCUUCAGUGGCGACCCUGGGAAGCUGGGUGGUGGGCAAAGCAGCUUCCUGGAGGCCGUCCUGCCCUUCCUCUUUACCUGUUAUUUUCUGUGACCUCUUUUCUGUGGAUACUUCUCCUUAGUAUGCUGUUGGCUAAGGUCAUGGAUUUAUCAAGGGAUAUGGAGCAUCUAAAUGAACAACUGGAGGGAAUACAAGUCAAUGAGUCCACGAAGGCAGGGAAACUGGCAGCUCUACAGAUAUCCUUGAGCACCUCGGACAACAAGCAUCAGACUCUAAAAAUAAAGGUUGAAGCAAUGGCUGAAGAGCUGAGGAAGCUGCAAGAGAAGCAAACCAGCUUAAGCACUAACUUGUCUCAGGACCUAUCUGAGGCUAAAAAAGACCGAGAUGACAUACGGAGCGAGAUGUUUCGUGGACUGGAGGCUGUGAGGAAUGGAAAUGGCUCCUCCUGCCAACCCUGCCCAAGUCCCUGGAGGGACUUCCAGGGUUCCUGUUACUUCUUCUCUGAGAACAAACUUCCUUGGUCCAAGGCCAGGGAUGAUUGUGUCCAGAAGCAAGCUCACCUGGUGAUCAUCAAUAAUCAUGAUGAGCAGAACUUCCUGAACCCUACUGAGUUUCUGGGAUAUUGGAUUGGCCUCAGAAAGACCAAAGGAGGGGUACAUAAGUGGAUCGAUGGCUCUGGCCUUAGUUACACCAACUGGAACCCUGGGGAACCCAACGACAGCAAGGGGGAGGAAGAUUGUGUUAUGAUGCUGCAUCAUGGCAGAUGGAAUGACUUUACAUGUGAUAAAUCAUCUGACAACUGGAUCUGUGAGAAGAGGCAGAUCUGUUGAACUGCAUCUGUAGAGGGAUAGAGGUGGCUCUUAGUGAGGGAACUUUCCCCAUCUACAACCCAGUUGCUAUAGAACAUCUCAUAUGCAAACAUGGGUCCUGAAUGGACAGAAUGGACUCUGGACCAUGGAGCCCUACAAUUAUUCAGGGUUAUGGGGUUAAAGGCAAAUGUAAGAGACCAAUAAAUUUUUUUUUGUUCUUUGUCAAAAGUUUUGCCCAUUUUAUGACUAGCCCUUACAUUCUGCUGAGCUGGAUGAAUGACUGAGGAAGAGAAAAUGUCUUCUGGUGGUUGAUUCCCUUUUUCUUUCCUAGGCAGGCCCAGCUGGUCCUCUUGCUGGCUCAGGGCUUCCCAGUAGUAGCCUAGCCCCAAGGAAAACUAGAAAGCAUUCCCCUACUUCCUACUUUCACUCUAGUCCUUUGCUAUAUUCCCUCACAUCAAUCUACUGAAUUUAGCA